Messenger RNA from Dendrobium catenatum, 1516 nucleotides. RefSeq names its product LEAF RUST 10 DISEASE-RESISTANCE LOCUS RECEPTOR-LIKE PROTEIN KINASE-like 2.5. The coding region runs from base 137 to 1474 and encodes 445 amino acids. Gene Ontology annotation, biological process: protein phosphorylation. NCBI's taxonomy places the organism in Eukaryota, Viridiplantae, Streptophyta, Magnoliopsida, Asparagales, Orchidaceae. The record is from RefSeq and is a predicted model, not a curated record. Gene Ontology annotation, molecular function: ATP binding; protein kinase activity; polysaccharide binding. The transcript has 3 exons.
CUCACUUGAAAGAGGGACAAGUACGAGAAGCUCAUCGGAUGGCAUCUCUUUCAAUUUUUUUUUGGUUUGAUUUUUUUCUCUUUCUCUAAAAUAACCUCCACACUAUAAAGAGGGACGAGUACGGGAAGCUCAUAGGAUGGCAUCGUUUUUCAAAUUUUUAUUUUGUUUGAUUUUCCUCUCUUCCUCUGAAAUCACGAUGAGCCAAGGCAAAGGAAGUUGCUCAUCAUCUUGCGGAAGCCUUCAAAACAUUAAGUAUCCUUUCCACCUGAGAGGUGAUCCAACUGAAUGCGGUGGUUCUGAUUUUGAACUCAAUUGCGAAGGCAACAAUGCGGUAAUAGAGAUCCACCGAAGUAAGUAUUAUGUCAAAGAAAUAUCAUAUCGUGAUUCUAAAAUCAUGCUUGUUGAUGUUAAUUUGGCACAUGGAAACUGCAAUCUUCCAAGUGGAUCAAUAUAUCCAGGUGAUUAUAAGAAAACAUUCUGGCUUGACAGGGGGGGUUUACAUGUUCAAGAUCAAGCUACAUUUAUUAACUGCUCAAUGAAGAUCAAUAGUCCAAAUUAUGAAGUUAUGCCUUGUCUCAGCAAUAACAACUCAACCAUCUAUGUGAUAUUUAAUGCUUUAUAUGUUGGGUUACUUGAAACGAAUUGUCAAUUUCUAUUCACAAUUCCUAUGACCAUAAACUCUAAACUUAGUAUGUUUGAUCAACUAAAACAAGGUUUCAGGCUACAUUGGCAUCCUCCCAUCAAUUCUGUGAUAGAUGCUAUAAGCUACUGUGGUCAAAGUGUUGGUCGUCUCCUUUGGGGUGGUAGUAUUCAAUCAAGAUGGUAUAAAGAAGAAAUGGGCAAUGCAUUUUAUUACAUGACAUCGCCAAUCCGUUUUGAAAUUGAAUUCUUGUCAUGUCUCAAUGAAGCGGAAUACAAUGAUUCGAUUUUAACUUUCUAUGCAGCAAUAAUAAUUUUCUCAAUAUUGGGCAUAACACUCUUAAUUCUAGUUUUGUUAAUGUUUGGAAGGCUUUUAUUUGCACCAUUCUGUGUUCUAUCAUUCCUUGCAUACAACUUAUUCAAGCUUAUCAAGCCUGUUGAUAGCGUUGAGAGGUUUCUACAAAAUCAAAAAGCCCUAUCACCAUCAAAAUAUUCAUACAAUGAUAUUAUCAUUAUUACAAGCAACUUCAAAGAGAAGAUAGGGCAAGGAGGCUUUGGGUCCGUCUAUAAAGGAAGGCUCCCUGGUGGUUAUUUAGUAGCUGUGAAGAUGUUGGGAAAAUCCAUGGGUGAUGGAGAGGAUUUUAUUAAUGAAGUAUCUACUAUCGGUAGGAUUCAUCAUGUAAACGUACUGCAACUUGUUGGAUUUUGUGCUGAAGGAUCAUAUAGAGCACUGGUUUAUGAGUACAUGGCUAAUGGGUCUCUUGAUAAAUACAUUUUUACUUUUGACAAGGCAAAAAGAAUCCUCAACAUGGACAAGCUUCUUGAGAUUGCCUAAUCUGUGGCCAAGGGACUUCAUUACUUACACCAGGGGUGUAAU